AAGUUUUCACAAACACUGAACGGAAUUCCUUCUUCAAACACAGUCAGCAGUGGAAUGGACCCCUUCCAUGCCUGUAGUAUUCUUCAGCAGCUUAAAACCAUGUAUGAUGAAGGACAGCUGACAGAUAUUGUAGUGGAAGUGGAUCAUGGGAAAACAUUCUCCUGUCAUAGGAAUGUUCUUGCUGCAAUCAGUCCUUAUUUCAGAUCUAUGUUCACUAGCGGCCUUACGGAGAGUACCCAGAAGGAAGUUCGUAUCGUUGGUGUCGAAGCAGAGUCAAUGCAUUUGGUGUUGAACUAUGCAUAUACCUCCAGAGUAAUGCUGACAGAGGCCAACGUCCAGGCUUUGUUCACUGCAGCCAGUAUCUUCCAGAUCCCUUCCAUACAAGACCAGUGUGCUAAAUACAUGAUCAGCCAUUUGGACCCACAGAACUCCAUUGGGGUGUUUAUCUUCGCUGAUCACUAUGGUCAUCAGGAACUCAAGGACAGGUCGCAAGACUACAUUCGUAAAAAGUUCCUGAGUGUCACCAAAGAGCAAGAAUUUCUUCAGCUGAGAAAGGACCAGCUGAUAAGUAUACUCGACAGCGAUGAUUUAAACGUAGACAAAGAAGAACAUGUUUAUGACAGCAUUAUAAGGUGGUUUGAGCAUGAACAAGAUAAGAGAGAAGUGCACCUUCCAGAGAUAUUUGCCAAAUGCAUCCGUAUGCCUCUGUUGGAAGAGACCUUUUUAGAGAAAAUCCCUCCCGUGUUUGCACAGGCUAUGGCCAAAAGCUGUGUACAAAAGGGACAACAUAGUGCCAAUGGCUACACGCAACGGCUUGGAAUGACCGCUUCCGAAAUGAUCAUAUGCUUUGAUGCUGCCCACAAACACUCAGGAAAGAAGCAAACAGUGCCUUGUUUGGAUUCGGUCACAGGGAGAGUGUUCAAACUAUGCAAGCCACCAAACGACUUGAGGGAGGUUGGAAUUCUCGUGUCUCCUGAUAACGACAUUUACAUUGCGGGGGGUUACAGACCCAGCAGCAGCGAGGUCUCCAUUGACCACAGAGCAGAGAGUGACUUUUGGAUGUACGAUCACUCUGGCAACAGGUGGAUUCCCAAAGCUCCUUUGCUGCGAGCCAGAAUAGGCUGCAAACUGGUUCACUGCUGUGGUAAGCUGUACGCCAUAGGAGGUCGCGUUUAUGAAGGAGACGGGCGAAACUCACUCAAGUCUGUGGAGUGUUACGACAGCCGAGAGAACUGCUGGACAGCUGUCUGUCCCAUGCCAGUGGCAAUGGAGUUUCACAGUGCUGUGGAAUAUAAGGACAACAUCUAUGUCUUACAGGGGGAAUUUUUUCUCUGCUAUGAUCCUCAGAAGGAUUACUGGGGGUUUUUGACCCCGAUGACUGUGCCUAGAAUCCAAGGCUUGGCAACUGUAUACAAUGACUCCAUCUACUACAUAGCUGGGACCUGUGGCAACCACCAACGUAUGUUUACCGUAGAGGCCUAUGACAUUGAACAGAACAAGUGGACUCGAAAAAAAGACUUUCCAUGUGAUCAGUCCAUUAAUCCGUAUAUAAAACUUGUACUCCUCAAAAACAAACUCCAUCUGUUUGUCAGAGCUACUCAAGUCACUGUCGAGGAACAUGUUUUCAGAACCAGCAGGAAGAAUUCGCUCUACCAGUACGACGAGGUUACUGACCAAUGGCAGAAAGUGUACGAGACUCCGGACAGGCUCUGGGAUUUAGGCCGGCAUUUUGAAUGUGUUGUUGCUAAAUUGUACCCGCAGUGUCUUCAGAAAGUUAUUUAA
This is a messenger RNA of Tauraco erythrolophus (red-crested turaco), 1782 nucleotides long. NCBI's taxonomy places the organism in Eukaryota, Metazoa, Chordata, Aves, Musophagiformes, Musophagidae. The record is from RefSeq and is a predicted model, not a curated record.